Molecule: messenger RNA, 2016 nt
Organism: Helianthus annuus (common sunflower)
Lineage: Eukaryota; Viridiplantae; Streptophyta; Magnoliopsida; Asterales; Asteraceae
Exons: 1
Coding region: 1-2016 (671 amino acids)
Source: RefSeq, a predicted model, not a curated record
AUGGGGGGAAUCCGUCCUAUUGCGGUCGGGGCCAUUUGGCGUAGGCUGGUUUCCAAGAUAGCGAUGAGAAAGGUAGGGAAAGAGAUGGUUAGGUACCUGGGGGAUCAUCAAUUCGGGGUUGGGACACCAGAUGGGGCUGAAGCUAUCCUCCAUAGCGCGAACAGGUUCCUUAACGCCUUUCACGAUGAUGGGGCCUUCGCCAUGCUUACCGUUGACUUCUCCAAUACCUCCAACCUAGUGGAUCGCACAGCUCUUCUGCGGGAGGUUUGGAUUCGAUGCCCAUCUAUAUUUCCUUGGAUACAUUUUCAUUUUGUGCAAACCGCUAGGCUUAAUGUGGGUAAUGACUGUAUUGGGUCGUCCAUGGGGGUCCAGCAGGGGGAUCCUUUGGGACCUCUGUUGUUCGCCCUUGUCUUGCACCCCCUCACACAACGUAUACGAGACAGUUGCACCCUGCCCUUCCACGCGUGGUAUUUGGAUGAUGGUACUAUUAUGGGGAAAACAUCUGAGGUAGCAAAGGCUCUGGCUAUCAUUCAAUCUGAGGGGCCGCCUUUGGGGCUCCGGCUUAAUAUAAAAAAAACAGAGGUAUACUGGCCGUCUUGUAAUGGAGAAAAAUUGGAGGCUAGUUUAUUCCCGAAGGAGAUUGGAAGACCAACGGGGGGGGGGGGGGGCGUGAGACUCCUUGGGGGAGCUGUUAGCCGGGACCCUAGUUUCAUUAGUGCUUUGGCUGCGCGGCGAGCUUCCCGGGCAGUGGGCCUUAUGAGUAGUCUUUCGCAACUCCGAGACCCGCAAAGUGAGCUUCUCCUGCUGCGCUCUUGCAUGGGUGUCGCCAAGCUCCUUUUUGGACUGCGAACUUGUCAACCUGUGUUUGUAAAGGAGGCGGUAUCCUUAUUCGAUAAAGGGCUACGGGGGGCUAUAGAGGACAUUGUGGUGUGUGGGGGCCCGUUUUUUGGGGAUUUUCAGUGGCGGGUUGCUUCUCUGCCCUGUAAGAUGGGGGGGCUGAGGCUUAUAUCGGCCACGGAUGUCUCCAUUUACGGUUUUGUUGCCUCGCGAGCUCAAUCGUGGGGGCUGCAAGAUCACAUCUUACGCGAGAGUGGGGUUGUUGGGAUGGAUGGGGAUUAUGACAUGGCUCUGGGGGAGUUGCAUAGACACCUACCGGAUUUGGAUAUUGGUGGUUUCGCUAACAGGGACACCGCCCCACCGAAGACCCAGAAGACUUUGGCGAGUGCUCUGUUUUGUUGUAUCGCUCAGAAUAUUGAAUCAGAUUUCUGUACGACCCCUCGUCAGAACGCCGUCCUAGAAUGUUUGCGGGGCCCCCACGCCCAAGAUUUUCUAUCGGUCAUCCCCAUCGAUGGCUUAGGCCAAAAGAUGUCAGCCGUUGAAUACCGUGCUAUCUUAAAAUAUCGGCUCAUGAUUCCUAUGUUCCCUGAUGAUGAGCAAUGCCCGAUUUGCCGGAAAGCUUGCUUAGACCAAUUUGGGGAGCAUGCUCUGCACUGUAAAGAACUGCCAGGUUUUAAGUAUAGGCACGACUGGGUGCAGGAUGUCUUGGGGGACAUCCUCAAACGGGCGGGGAUCUCGGUCAAGAAAGAAGCCCCCGUAAACUUUUUGACAGACCCGAGGGAAGGAAGAUCCACAUUGCGCCCCGUGGACGUUUUAGUUUUCGGGUGGGAUGCAGGUAAACACGCGUGUGUCGAUCUUACCAGGGUUUCCCCCCUUGUAGGCUUACGGGAUACAGGUUUUGUCCCUGGUCAGGCAAUUGCAAAGGCGGCAGCAAAGAAAAUGGAGAAACAUGCAAAAGCCUGCGAGGAUAAUCAACAUUCCUUUAUCCCUUUUGCCUGUGAUACCUUUGGCUCGCUAGCCCUAGAAGCCAUCAGAUUUCUUGAACGGGUCCAACGGGUUGUUCACAGCAACAUUUCGUCUCCUAGAGAUCGGGGUUUCGUUUUUACUAGGUUAGGUUUCGCUAUUCAAAAAGGGGUAGCGGCGCAGCUUGUUGCCCGCUUACCGGCUAUUUUGGUGUAA